ACCCCGUAGUCCGUCCACACUCGAUCUCCUUUCCGUAGCCCAUAAUUAAGCUUUCCGACUUUUCAACUUCACACAAGAAGCAAACAAUUCCACCGCCUUCCUCUCCAUUUUUCCUUUUUUCCAAUCCGUAUUUGAUCGAUCCAGGGGUGGGGGAAUGGGGAAUACGUGUUGCGGAUUAUGUGCGUGCGUUGAUCAGGCCAGUAUCGGUGUAGUGGAGAGGUGGGGUCGUUUCGAGAAGUUGGCGGAGCCUGGCCUCCACUUAUUUAACCCCUUCGCCGGACAGUGCCUCGCCGCCGUCCUUUCUACCAGAAUCUCUUCCCUCGAUGUCCGCAUCGAAACCAAAACCAAGGACAACGUGUUUGUUCAAUUGGUUUGUUCCAUUCAGUACCGAGUGAUGAAGCAACAUGCUGAUGAUGCAUUUUAUGAGCUUCAAAAUCCCAAGGAACAGAUCCAAGCUUAUGUGUUUGAUGUGGUUCGAGCUGUAGUUCCAAGAAUGAAUUUGGAUGAGCUCUUUGAACAAAAGGGCGAGGUUGCUAAAGCUGUUCUUGAGGAACUUGAGAAGGUGAUGGGAGAAUAUGGAUAUAGCAUUGAGCAUAUUCUGAUGGUUGACAUUAUUCCGGAUGCUGCUGUGCGCAAGGCAAUGAAUGAGAUAAAUGCAGCUCAAAGACUUCAGCUCGCUAGUGUUUACAAAGGGGAAGCCGAGAAGGUGCUCCAAGUUAAAAGAGCGGAAGCUGAAGCCGAAUCCAAGUACCUGGGCGGCCUGGGUGUUGCCAGGCAGCGGCAGGCAAUCACGGAUGGCAUGAGAGAGAACAUCUUGAAUUUCUCUGACAAGGUGGAAGGCACCUCCGCCAAGGAAGUGAUGGAUCUUAUCAUGAUCACACAUUACUUUGAUACAAUCAAGGACCUCGGAAACUCCUCCAAGAACACUACUGUUUUUAUUCCACACGGACCUGGUCAUGUCAGAGAUAUCACUGAGCAGAUACGGAACGGGCUGAUGGAGGCAUCUAGUGCUGGAGUAAAUAUCGCCGAGUAAGUAUUCGUAAUGGUUGUUUUGAAAUGGAGAAGAUUGAUCAUAUAGGUAGGUCUUUGUGAUAAGAGUUCUUAUGCAGUUGUGAUACUUGAUGGUGAGACUAUAAUAAGAUUUGGUAUAUAGGGUUGUAAAAGAUUCAGCAGCUUGAUGAGAUGAGAUUGCCUUACUUUUUGCUUUUA
Molecule: messenger RNA, 1209 nt
Organism: Hibiscus syriacus
Lineage: Eukaryota; Viridiplantae; Streptophyta; Magnoliopsida; Malvales; Malvaceae
Product: hypersensitive-induced response protein 4-like
Exons: 5
Coding region: 155-1033 (292 amino acids)
Source: RefSeq, a predicted model, not a curated record